GUGAAGUUAGCUUUCCCUCGGGAGAAGUUGAGGUGCCGGGUUGCCUGGGCGGUGUCUGUGUCGGUGUCCGCAUCCGUGUUAGUGGCGAUGUUCUCGUCAGAGGCAGGCGCCAGGCCGCGGGCAUGCGAAACCAGCGCCUCGGAACGCAGGAAAUGGGUGGAAGUGUUUAAAGCAUGUGAUGAAGACAACAAAGGCCACCUAAGCCGAGAGGACUUUAAGAUUGCGAUUGUAAUGCUGUUUGGAUACAAACCCUCCAAGAUAGAAGCGGACUCUCUGAUGUCUUCAGUAAAUUCCAACACUUCUGGCAUAUCCCUGGAGGGGUUUCUGCAUGUCGUACAGAGAAAGAAAGAAGCACAGCUCUAUCGGAAUGAGAUAAGGCACAUCUUCACAGCUUUCGACGUGCACUAUCGUGGAUUUUUAACUCUAGAAGAUUUCAAAAGGGCAUUUAGUCGAGUGGCUCCCAAGCUACCAGCGAGGACAGUGCUGGAAGUGUUCAGGGAAGCAGAUCAAGACUCAGACGGUCACGUCAGCUUCCGAGACUUUGAGUAUGCCAUGAACUAUGGACAGGAAAAAUGAAGCCGGAUGCUUGUGGAAAGGCAGUUCUGGACAGACCAGUGAAUUGUAAUCUAGGUGAAGGUCACACAGAGCUCACUCUUUUGCCGUGCUGUCUGCUUAUGAGUAAACUCUUCGUCACAGUUUUUGAAUGCUGAUAUUGGACCUAGAGGUAGGAAUCUCUUUCCAUGUGUCUAAGAGCCCUGAGUCAGGCUGCCGUUGCUGGCCCCUCCACCCAGUGGUUUUUCCUUUCCACUCCUGUGAGCUCUGCAUUCUUCAUACUGUGAACUGGAGACUGUUCAUUCCACUCUUUGCCUGCUUGGGUCCCUAGCUCUUAUCAGCUCUGGGGAGGGUUAGCUUUGGCCUGCUAGUGGUGUCAUCAUCCUUCAUUUGCUCAACAUUGGUGGAAUGUCAAGCUUACUGCCAUCUAAGCAAUGAACAAAAAACAAAGGCCUCUCUUAUAUAAAGUCUCUGGAGCGCACAUCAGGGGGUGUACAGAACACAGGAAUCGGCUGAGACCAGGCGGCCAGCCAUUCUUUAUGCAGAGAAAACCAGAAUGCAAUUGGGGUCUUAAUGGACAAAAGGGUGUGAUUUGGGGUUCUUUUAAGUAACCUGAACCUGGGCUUCCUGCUUUGGAGACACUCGCCUGAGCUGGCCAACAACCCUCUGCUGCAUACUUCUGGCUCAAGGAAGUUUAGCUGUGCUCUGCUCUUGAAGUUCAACCGUCCCAAAGUUGGGAGUCUCCACACCCUACCACAUCCCUGGGAUCCAGUGACUGCUUUCCUGGAGCAAACUGAGACACUGAGCAUAUAGCAUAGCAUCUAUUAAAAAUAAUUCAUAAAUACUGAUCUUGCCAUUUUAAGUGUUCAGAUUUCAGAACAUUAACAUUUGUAAAAGAAAUUAAUGUAAUUUGUUUUUAAAGUGCUAAACAUUAAAAGAUAAAGUAAAAAUAUAAAUUUGUGUAGCAAGCAUUAAACAAGCUUCAUGCUCAUAUAAAUUAUUAGCAGAUAGCCUUAAGAAAAAUAAAGCUUUUAGCUGUGAUAAACCAAAGAAACCUAAGGAUAUGGGAUGACUAAAUGUGAUUUGUUCCUCUAGAUGGGCCCCUAGGAACAUACAGUAGAGAUGAAUGAAGCUCAGGCUUUUUCUGCUGCUUGUAACAGUGUGGGAGACUAGGUGAGGGCCAUGCAGGAACACCACUGUUUCCAUGAUUCUUCUGUAAAUCUAAAAUGAUCCCAAAACGGAGUUUGUUAAAAAUUAAAGGCUUGUUCAAACAUUCAUAAA
Myodes glareolus (Bank vole) is the source of this 1833-nucleotide messenger RNA. It is a transcript of the gene Efcab11, whose product is annotated as EF-hand calcium binding domain 11. Gene Ontology annotation, molecular function: calcium ion binding. NCBI's taxonomy places the organism in Eukaryota, Metazoa, Chordata, Mammalia, Rodentia, Cricetidae. The record is from RefSeq and is a predicted model, not a curated record.